This is a messenger RNA of Monopterus albus (swamp eel), 1620 nucleotides long. RefSeq names its product 3-hydroxyacyl-CoA dehydratase 3 (gene hacd3). Gene Ontology annotation, molecular function: 3-hydroxyacyl-CoA dehydratase activity. Lineage: Eukaryota; Metazoa; Chordata; Actinopteri; Synbranchiformes; Synbranchidae. The coding region runs from base 118 to 1191 and encodes 357 amino acids. The record is from RefSeq and is a predicted model, not a curated record. Gene Ontology annotation, cellular component: endoplasmic reticulum membrane. Gene Ontology annotation, biological process: sphingolipid biosynthetic process; fatty acid elongation; very long-chain fatty acid biosynthetic process. The transcript is spliced from 11 exons.
UCGCAGAACAUUCUGGAUAUCCGCUUCCAGGUUAGUCUGUUAGCAUGAAGCGAGACUUCAUUCAGUUUCCGCCAAGCCUCAUAUUUGUUUGAAACAAAGCUGCACAAAAACGCAACAAUGACGCUCACACCCCUAGUUUACUGGGCUCAACGCCAUGAAGAAAUUUUUCUUCGAGUGGAGCUGACAGACGCUCAGAAUAUUGUGGUUGACGUACAUGAAAACAGCCUUCACUUUAGAGCUCAGGGCCAUGGUGCAAAAGGACAAAAUGAAUAUGAUUUCAGGUUGGAGUUUCUCUUACCAGUAAAACCAGAGGUGACUCACAAGUCCACGCAGCGGCAAGUGAACAUAACAGUGCGGAAAGAGCAAAGUGGCUGGUGGGAGAGACUGGUCAUACAGGAGCGUAAACCUGCCUUCCUGGCACCUGACUUUGACCGCUGGCUGGAUGAGUCGGACGCUGAGAUGGAGAUCAGGGAAAAGGAGGAGAGAAGGAACAGACUGAAGGCUUCAAGGCACAAAGAGGAAGGGUUUGUCAGCCUGAAAACUGGAUUUUUAUUUGUAUAUAACCUGGUACAGUUUCUUGGUUUUUCAUGGAUCUUUGUCAACAUGACCGUGCGACUCUUUAUCUUUGGCCAAGAUUCUCUCUAUGACACAUUUCACACCAUAUCGGAUGCGAUGUUCCUCUGCCAGGUCCUGGCCGCAGUAGAGGUCCUCAAUGCUGCUUUUGGUGUUGUCAGAUCAGGUGUUGUUCCAGCUGUUAUACAGGUGGUUGGAAGGAAUUUUAUCCUCUUCAUCAUUUUUGGUAGUGUGGAGGAAAUGCACAACAAACCGGUCGUAUUCUUCGUUUUCUAUCUGUGGAGCGCCAUCGAGAUUUUUAGGUACCCAUUUUACAUGCUGGCCUGUUUCAAUACAGAGUGGAAAACCCUCACAUGGCUACGGUACACAAUCUGGAUACCACUGUACCCAUUAGGAACUUUAGCUGAAGCUGUUGCUGUGAUACAGUCUAUUCCCAUCUUUGAUGAGACUAAACUCUUCAGCAUUCCUCUGCCAAAAGCCAUCGGCACCUCUGUCAGCUUCUCUUACAUCCUGCACAUUUAUCUUCUUCUCAUGUUUCUUGGACUCUUUAUCAACUUGCGGCAUCUUUACAAGCAGAGGAAGAAGCGUUUCCGUACAAAGAAGAGAAAAGCAAACUGAUUUAGAAUGAACAACAAUCCUCUUAACACUUUUGCUGCCUGCUUGUUUCUGGAUUUUUCUAUUUCACCCUCAAACUGUGCUCCUCUCAAAAUCAUUUGUUAUGAGGACAGUAUUUUCUUAUCCACAGCCUGUUUGCUUGCACUAAAAUGUUUUCUUGUAGUGGGAAACAGGAACAUCCUACUGGUGAUGCAGUAUUUCAUGACUGCACUGAUGGUCUCACUCACUGGUGAUUCAUUUGUAAGCAUGCUUUGUAGAUUAGUGACAAGCUGCGUUAAGACAUAACUUGAUAUUCUGUAUGAUACCAAUGUUUCCUUUUAUGCACAACACUAAGCUGUUAUGAAAAGUUUUGUUUGCAUCUCUAUCACACAGCUGUUAAAUUUUGAUACUCACCUGGAUUUAGAAAGCAAAUCUCAGCCAUUUUCCAGAUUU